AUGUCAAGUGAAGGUGGUGGAUCUACCCCAUUAGGUACGAUCAUUUAUUCAGCGGUGAAGCCCAUCUUCAAGAUCUACUUUAUUAUUGCAUUAGGCUUCUUACUUGCAAAGAGGAACAUUUUAACUGUUACGACAUGUCGGGACAUUUCUGAUUGUAUUGUAACAGCGAUCAUGCCGUGUUUAAUUUUUAAUAACGUUGUCACAAAUUUGAAAAGUUCAGACAUAAAGAAUUUGGGUGUAAUUUUUUUCACAGGAACGUUGUUGUUUAUUAUUGGUGUUGGGUUAUCAAUUUUAAAUAAGAUUUUAACAAAAUCACCAAAGAGAUGGCUUGGAGGACUACUUUCAGUCGGAUUAUUCCCAAAUAUAUCUGAUUUACCAAUUGCAUAUUUACAAACAUUAUCUAAUGGAGGGGAGAUUUUUUCUCAGAAAGACGGAGAUAAAGGGGUUGCAUACGUCUGUAUUUUCUUAGCAGCACAGGUGUUUUAUCAAUUUAGUUUAGGACUCUACCGUUUAAUUGAAUGGGACUUUCGGGAGGAGUUAUUAAAGGAAGAGCGAGAGGAAGAAAAAAACAUAGAAUCGCAUACGAAUACUAUUAAUAAUGAUUCUGUUCAAGAGCAGAGAGAUUGUAAUGAAGAUGCAAUUGAUGACACCUCAAUAACUUCUUCAUUCUCUUCUAAUUCAAUUCACAAAAAUAAUAAAGAAAUAAGUCAAACAAGGAGACAAUCUACAUCACGCCUACAUCCAGAUGAUGUAAAUGAUCAGCAUAAUGAAUUUUUAAGACAUUAUGAAUUACAAGCUUUACAAUCAAAUCCAAGAUCUACAAUUUCGUCUGGUUCAGAAACAUCACCAUCGCAUGUACUGUCUAGGAGAGGAUCGAACCAAGGAUCAAUAUCGACCAAUUACUACUCACUCCAUUUGCAGCCUUCCAUAAUUAGUGGAUUAAGACGUCAUAAAUCAGAAGACAUUAGCGACGUUAUAAAUGAAUAUUCAGAAUAUGAAGAAUGGAAAAACCAGGAAAUACGAAGAAUUGCUAGUAACGAAACCGGUGCCUCGACGAAUUUGACGGUACCUACUAACAAUGGACAUGAUGAGGAGCGGAGCAAAUUGGCGAAACUUAAAAUGCUUCUGAUCGAAACCCUCAAGAACUUUGCUGCUCCUAACUCUGCUUCGUUAAUCAUAUCGAUAGCCAUAGCCAUGGCUCCCCCAUUGAAAGCCCUUUUUGUUCCCAGUAAUUUCGAUAUACCUGAUGCUCCCGAUAGUCAACCUCCGUUGUCGUUUGUCAUGGAUAUCGCCAGCUAUAUCGGUGCAGCAUCUGUGCCUCUAGGGUUGCUUUUGUUGGGGGCCACAAUUUCGAGAUUGCAGGUCAAAAAAAUGCCCAAGGGUUUCUGGAAAACCGCGGUUGCAGUUACUGUCUCGCGAUUAAUCAUAUUACCAAUAAUAGGCGUGGGCUUAACUACAGGUUUCUAUAAAGGUGGUUGGUACGGUGACGACAAAUUGAUUCGUUUUGUCAGUGUCUUGGAGUUUGGUCUCCCAAGUGCAACUGCUUUAGUUUAUUUCACUGCCUUCUACACUGAUCCAAACUCAGAUGACCACCUACAAAUGGAUUGUUUAGCUGUUUGUUUGAUUUUCCAGUAUGCAAUUUUAUUCAUUACUUUGCCAUUUUUAGUGAGUUUUACGCUAAAAGUUUCUUUGGGAUUUUAA
Molecule: messenger RNA, 1701 nt
Organism: Debaryomyces hansenii CBS767
Lineage: Eukaryota; Fungi; Ascomycota; Pichiomycetes; Serinales; Debaryomycetaceae
Gene: ECM3
Product: putative ATPase
Exons: 1
Coding region: 1-1701 (566 amino acids)
Biological process (GO): transmembrane transport
Cellular component (GO): membrane
Source: RefSeq, a predicted model, not a curated record